Ipomoea nil (Japanese morning glory) is the source of this 1722-nucleotide messenger RNA. Its product is annotated as cytochrome P450 CYP736A12-like. Gene Ontology annotation, molecular function: oxidoreductase activity, acting on paired donors, with incorporation or reduction of molecular oxygen; iron ion binding; heme binding. The record is from RefSeq and is a predicted model, not a curated record. Bases 46 to 1551 code for a protein of 501 amino acids. NCBI's taxonomy places the organism in Eukaryota, Viridiplantae, Streptophyta, Magnoliopsida, Solanales, Convolvulaceae. The transcript has 2 exons.
UCGAGUAUCAAAAUAGCUAUCAUUGCACCAUAAUUCGUACAAAUAAUGUUCCCCAUUGUACCAUCUCUUCUAUCAAUCCUCGCCGGAAUCCUCCUGUGGUUCAUCGCCAGGAGAUGGACUCCGGCGUCGUCAAAAAGCCGCAAGAAACUUCCACCAGGGCCGCGCGGCCUUCCCAUCAUCGGAAACCUCCACAUGCUAGGCCACACCCCUCACCGUGCCUUAAACAACCUAUCCAAAAAGUACGGUCCCAUCAUGUUCUUAAAACUAGGCAGUGUACCCAUGGUGGUGAUCUCUUCCCCCUCCGCCGCCGAGCUCAUCCUUAAAACUCACGACGACGUUUUCUCCAACCGGCCGAGGCUCGACGCCGUGGAACAUUUCAUGAAUAGUUCUAAGGGAAUGGCCUUCUCGCCUCCUGAUUUCGAGUGGCGAAAAACCAAGAAGUUUUCAAUCCAAGAGCUCCUUAACACCGCGAAGAUUGAGUCUUUUGCCGGCGUUAGGAGAGAGGAAGUUGGGGCUUUAUUAGCGUCGAUAAAAAUGGCGGCCGCCGGCGGGGAGGUGGUGGAUCUUAGUGAAAUGGUGGGGGAGUUGAUAGAGAACGUAACUUAUAAAAUGCUUUUUGGGUUUAGCAACGACAAGAAGUAUGGGUUGAAGAGCAUUGUUCACGAGGUUAUGGCAUUGAUGGGAGCCUUCAAUAUUGCUGAAUAUGUACCCUUUCUCAAGCCAUUUGAUCUUCAGGGGCUGUAUAAGAGAAUGAAGGCAGUUCGAAAAGCCAUGGACAACGUAGUUGGGGAAAUUAUCAACAAACAUGAGGAAGAUGCAAGAAAUGGCACUAAAAAGGGCAACAUGGAUUUCAUAGAUAUGAUGCUAUCCUCCAAAACGUUAUCCUCGGCACACAAACUUGACCAAGAAAAUAUUAAAUCACUUCUCUUCGAAUUAAUCCUAGGAGCCAUUGAUACCUCGAACACGUGGAUCGAAUGGACUAUGGCUGAACUCCUAAGAAAUCCCGGGGCAAUGAGACGUCUCCAAGACGAGCUUGAAGCCAACAUUGGACUCGAUAGAAUGGUUGAGGAGAAGGACUUGCCUAAAUUGCAAUAUCUAGAGAUGGUGAUUAAAGAAACAGGCAGGCUCCAUCCCCCGGCACCUUUGCUCCUUCCUAGAGAGUCAAUGGAGGACAUCGAGAUAAAUGGGUAUUACAUACCUACAAAAUCACGAGUUACAGUAAACGCUUGGGCAAUCGGGCGUGAUUCUAGUAUUUGGCCUAACAUUAAUGCAGAUGAUUUCAUUCCCGAGAGAUUUAUUGAUAGUGAUGUUAAUAUUCUCGGGCAUGAUUUUGUUCUUCUGCCAUUUGGAUAUGGAAAGAGAAUGUGUCCAGGAGCAAAGUUGGGGUUACUCAAUGUUAAAUUGAUUGUGAGUAAUUUGGUUCAUGGCUUUGAUUGGGAGUUGCCUAAAGGUAAGUCACCUAGUGAGAUGGACAUGGAAGAGGCUUUUGGGUUGGUAACUGCAAAAUCAAAACACUUGCUUGCAAUUCCAUCUUAUCGCUUACUAUGUUGAUAGAGUUAUUGUCAAAUGCCAUGUUUUAUUGAAAGCGUUGUUUUUCUUAUCGCAGUUGUUGUCAAAUGCCAUGCGUUUAUUGGAAACGUUGUUCUUAUUAUCGCAUUAAACAACAUUAAGUCUGGUUGGAAUGAAGAAUUUACCAACAUCCUUUCAUUUCAAUUUGUUUCA